Suncus etruscus (white-toothed pygmy shrew) is the source of this 996-nucleotide messenger RNA. RefSeq names its product quinone oxidoreductase PIG3-like. The transcript is spliced from 5 exons. The coding region runs from base 1 to 996 and encodes 331 amino acids. NCBI's taxonomy places the organism in Eukaryota, Metazoa, Chordata, Mammalia, Eulipotyphla, Soricidae. Gene Ontology annotation, molecular function: quinone reductase (NADPH) activity; quinone binding; NADPH binding. The record is from RefSeq and is a predicted model, not a curated record.
AUGUUAGCAGUUCACUUUGAUAACCCGGGGGGACCGGAAAACCUUUACAUCAAGGAGGUACCCACACCGAAGCCCGGGAAGGGGGAAAUACUUCUGAAGGUGACAGCCAGCGCACUCAACAGAGCCGACCUCCUGCAGAGACAAGGCCAAUACUCCCCACCCCCAGGAGCCAGCAACAUUUUGGGACUCGAAGCCUCCGGACAUGUGGCAGAACUGGGGCCUGGCUGCCAGGGCUCCUGGAAGAUUGGAGACGCAGCCAUGGCUCUGAUGCCUGGUGGGGGCCAGGCUCAGUAUGUCACCGUGCCCGAGGGGUUCCUCAUGCCUGUCCCUGAAGGCCUGAGCCUGGCUGAGGCAGCUGCAGUCCCAGAGGCCUGGCUCACAGCCUUCCAGUUGCUGAAUUGCGUGGGCAAAGUGAAAGAGGGGGAGACAGUCCUCAUCCAUGCUGGCACCGGGGGUGUGGGCACUGCUGCCAUCCAGCUCACCAGGAUGUUUAAAGCCGUCCCACUGGUGACCACAAGCCCCCAAGAUAAAAUCGAGAUGGCCAAGAAGCUGGGUGCUGAGGCCGGGUUUGACUACAAGAAGGAUGACUUCUCAGAGGGGGCAUUGAAGCUUACACAGGGUGUAGGAGUCAACGUGAUCCUGGACUGCAUUGGGGGCUCAUACUGGGAGAAGAACAUCAACUGUCUGGCCCCAGACGGCCGGUGGGUGCUGUAUGGCCUCAUGGGGGGAGCCGAAGUCAAUGGACCACUGCUCUCCAAGCUUCUGACCAAGCGAGCAACUUUGCAGGCCAGCCUGCUACGAUCCAGGGACAAGAAAUAUAAGGAGGGUCUGGUGAAGACAUUCACAGAGAAAGCCAUCCCCCACUUCUCUCCGGGGGGCCCAAUACAACUGAAGCCAGUGGUGGACAACAUCUUCCCGCUGGCGGACGUGCAGAAGGCCCACGAGCGCAUGGAGGCCAACCUGAAUGUGGGCAAGAUUAUCCUGGAGAUGCCCUGA